AUACACCUUUCUGUAUAGUCUCGCGGGCGUUUCCGUAUUAUUUUUCAUAAGAAAUGUAAAAAUAUUGACUUUCAUUCUACUGUAAAAGAGACUUCAUUACAGCUUAAAAUCAUGUUUCAGUACAUUCUUCUGUUCAGUCGUCAAGGCAAAUUACGUCUUCAAAGAUGGUACACUGCUAUGUCACAGAAAGACAAGAGAAAAAUCACCAGAGAACUCAUUUCUAUUGUAUUGGCUCGUAAACCUAAAAUGUGCAGUUUCCUUGAGUACAGAGAUCUUAAAAUUGUGUAUAAAAGGUAUGCAAGUUUGUACUUUGUUGCAGCGAUAGAAAACAGUGAUAAUGAAUUGAUUACACUUGAAAUAAUCCACAGAUAUGUUGAACUUUUGGACAAGUACUUUGGAAGUGUGUGUGAACUGGAUAUAAUAUUCAACUUUGAAAAGGCUUACUAUAUGUUGGAUGAAUUAAUUCUUGGUGGGGAGAUUCAAGAAACAAGUAAAAAAAAUGUAUUGAAAUCUAUCCAAGCUCAAGACCUUUUGCAAGAAGAAGGUGAAAUACGAAGUGCAUUGGAAGAAAUGGGUUUAUCGUGACAUUGACAAGAGCUUUCUAGAUCUCAUGAAAUCAUGUGAUUGUAAAUGUUUCCUAAACUUUGAAUCAUUAAAGAUGUUUAGGCACAUGUA
Molecule: messenger RNA, 675 nt
Organism: Xenia sp. Carnegie-2017
Lineage: Eukaryota; Metazoa; Cnidaria; Anthozoa; Malacalcyonacea; Xeniidae
Product: AP-1 complex subunit sigma-2-like
Exons: 6
Coding region: 112-585 (157 amino acids)
Biological process (GO): intracellular protein transport; vesicle-mediated transport
Cellular component (GO): AP-1 adaptor complex; membrane coat; intracellular membrane-bounded organelle
Molecular function (GO): clathrin-cargo adaptor activity
Source: RefSeq, a predicted model, not a curated record